AUGUGUUAUCCAACAACUCGUGCAUUCCAAGUUCGUGUUGUUGAUAAUACAAAUCAAGAAAUAAUUUGUAUUAAACAUGAAUUUAAAUGUUGUGCAGGUAAUCGUUGGUUUGCUUGCACAACAGGAUACAGUCAUGAGAUAAUUGUUGAAUCUCCGUCGGGUACUGUAAUCGGUUCCGUUUCUCGACAAUGCAUAUGUAGUUUUAGUCGUGUACACUACGCGCUUAAAGAUGCAACCGAUAAUGUUGUAUUGAAAAUUGUUGGUUCAGGAUGUUUAUGUGAUUGGCCAUACGCUUGUUGCUGUGAAAAUAAAUUUAUCGUUAGCAAUAAUUAA
Molecule: messenger RNA, 333 nt
Organism: Rotaria socialis
Lineage: Eukaryota; Metazoa; Rotifera; Eurotatoria; Philodinida; Philodinidae
Source: the annotation of a GenBank genome assembly